AGAGGUGAGUUUCGUCGGUGCAUGAUGUUCGCUUUCGCUUUUUUUUGUUCGUUCCUUGGAAGCAAGCGGAAAUUGGAUAAUUGUUAGUUUUGACAACGAAAAAUAGCCCAGAUAUAGCAUUGUGAGGCAAAACACACAGUGAAAUGGAUGAUGGGAAGCCGGUGUGGGCGCCUCACCCUGCGGAUGGGUUCCAGCUGGGAAGAAUCAUCGACAUCAGUUCUGAUAGUCUGACCAUCGAACCUCUCAACCAGAGAGGGAAGAAUUUUCAAGCUCCUGUCAAUCAAGUCUUCCCUGCUGAAGAUGAUGUCAACAAACAUGUGGAGGACAACUGCUCACUGAUGUACUUGAAUGAAGCCACGCUACUAAAUAAUGUCCGUGUGCGCUAUAGUAAAGAUAAGAUUUAUACGUUUGUUGCAAACAUCCUGAUUGCUGUGAAUCCAUAUUUUGAGAUUCCCAAGCUGUAUUCUCCAGAGACCAUUAAACAGUACCAGGGCCGAUCGCUGGGCACGCUGCCUCCUCACGUCUAUGCAAUUGCGGAUAAAGCUUAUCGUGACAUGAAGGUGUUGAAGAUGAGUCAGUCCAUCAUUGUGUCGGGAGAGUCAGGAGCCGGAAAAACUGAAAACACCAAGUUUGUUCUCAGGUACUUAACUACAUCUUAUGGUACAGGUCAAGACAUUGAUGAAAGAAUAGUUGAAGCCAACCCUCUGCUCGAGGCGUUUGGAAAUGCCAAAACUGUCCGAAACAACAACAGCAGUCGCUUUGGGAAGUUUGUGGAGAUUCACUUUAAUGAAAAGAAUGCAGUAGUAGGUGGUUUCGUGUCCCAUUACCUGCUGGAGAAGUCCCGUAUCUGCACGCAGGGCCAGGAGGAGAGGAACUAUCACAUCUUCUACAGGCUGUGUGCUGGAGCUCCUGAAGACAUCAAGGAGAAGUUCCACCUCAGCUCUCCAGACUGCUUCAGGUAUCUAAGUCGAGGAUGCACAAGGUACUUUUCUACCAAGGAUUCAGACAAGCUGGUACCUCAAAACCGCAAGAGUCCAGAGCAUCUGAAGGCAGGUCCUCUGAAAGACCCUCUGCUGGAUGAUCAUGCAGACUUUAACAGAAUGUGUGUGGCAAUGAAGAAGAUCGGUCUGGAUGACACGGAGAAGCUCAACAUGUUCAGGGUGGUGGCUGGGGUUCUGCACCUCGGAAACAUUGAUUUCGAGGAGGCUGGAAGCACCUCAGGAGGCUGUGUCUUGAAGAAGACGUGUGCCCAGCCGUUAGUGUUCUGUGCGGAGCUGUUGGGUCUGGAUGAGGAGGAUCUGAGGGUCAGUCUGACCACCAGAGUCAUGCACACCACCGCAGGGGGCGCUAAAGGCACCGCCAUCAAGGUUCCUCUGAAGGUGGAGCAGGCCAGCAGCGCUCGUGAUGCUCUGGCUAAAGCCAUCUACAGCCAUCUCUUCGAUCACGUGGUCACCAGGAUCAACCAGUGCUUCCCCUUCGACUCGUCUGCUCACUUCAUCGGUGUGCUGGACAUCGCUGGCUUUGAGUAUUUUGAGCACAACAGUUUUGAGCAGUUCUGCAUUAACUACUGUAAUGAGAAACUCCAGCAGUUCUUCAAUGAGCGCAUUCUCAAAGAGGAGCAGGAAUUGUAUCAAAAAGAAGGUCUGGGGGUCAAUGAGGUCCAUUACGUUGAUAAUCAGGACUGUAUAGACUUGGUGGAGGCGAAGUUAGUUGGCAUCUUGGAUAUCUUGGAUGAAGAGAACCGGUUACCUCAACCCAGCGACCAGCACUUCACUGACACCGUCCACAGCAAACACAAGGACCAUUUCCGCCUGACUGUUCCCAGGAAGUCCAAGCUGACAGUGCACAGGAACGUCAGAGACGAUGAGGGCUUCAUCAUUAGACACUUUGCUGGAGCAGUCUGCUAUGAAACGACUCGGUUUGUGGAGAAGAAUAACGAUGCUCUUCACACGUCCUUGGCGAGUCUGGUGAGCGAGUCGAAGGAUAAAUUCAUCGGAGAGCUCUUCGAGAACUCCAACCACUCCAAAGACACCAAGCAGAAGGCCGGCAAACUGAGCUUCAUCAGCGUAGGCAACAAAUUCAAGACGCAGCUGAAUAUUCUUCUGGAAAAGCUUCACAGUACUGGUUCAAGUUUUGUCCGCUGUGUGAAGCCCAAUCUGAAGAUGGUCAGCCAUCAGUUUGAGGGCGCUCAGAUUCUGUCUCAACUACAGUGCUCAGGGAUGGUGUCAGUGCUGGAUCUGAUGCAGGGCGGCUUCCCCUCUCGAGCGCCGUUCCACGAGCUCUACAACAUGUACAAGCAGUACAUGCCCGCCAAACUGACACGGCUUGACCCCAGACUCUUCUGCAAGGCUUUGUUCAAAGCUCUCGGCCUGAAUGAAAAUGAUUAUAAAUUUGGUUUGACAAAAGUUUUCUUCAGACCUGGAAAGUUUGCGGAGUUUGAUCAGAUCAUGAAGUCGGAUCCAGAUCAUCUGGCUGAACUGGUGAAGCGUGUCAAUAAAUGGCUGAUCUGCAGCCGCUGGAAGAAGGUGCAGUGGUGCGCCCUGUCCGUCAUUAAACUGAAAAACAAGAUGCUGUACCGAGCCAAAGCCUGUAUCCAGAUGCAGAAGACCGUUCGCAUGUGGCUGUGCAAGAGGAAACACAAACCCCGGAUCGAUGGGCUGGUGAAGGCACAUAACCUGAAGAAGAGGAUGGAGAAGCUGAAUGAGGUGGUGUCUGGACUAAAGGAGGGAAAACAGGAGAUGAGCAAACACAUGCAGGAACUCGAUUCCUCCAUCAACGCACACAUACUCAAGAUAAAGAGCACUGUGAUGAGCCGCAUGGACAUCGACCACGAGCACCAGGCCCUGGUCACUCGCUCGCAGCAGCUGCUCAGCUCCAUGCAGAAGAAGAAGCAGGAGGAGGAGGAGAUGGAGCGACUGAGACGAAUCCAAGAGGAGAUGGAGAGAGAGAGGAAGAGGCGCGAGGAAGACGAGCAGAAGCGCAGACAAGAGGAAGAGGAUAGACGCCUGAAAGCCGAGAUGGAGGUGAAGAGGAAACAGGAAGAGGAAGAGCGCAAGAAAAGAGAGGAGGAGGAGAGGAGACUGCAGGAGGAGAUGGAGCUGCAGCUGCAGGCGGAGCGCGAGCAGGAUUCGGCCCGACAGGCCGUGCUGGAGCAGGAGCGGCGAGACCGAGAGCUGGCCCUGAGGAUCGCUCAGAGCGAGGCCGAGCUCAUCCCAGAGGAGACGCCCGUGGAAGCUGGACUGCGCAGUGCUGCACCACCACCACAAAAACUCAAGAGCUUGACCAUGGAGGAAAUGGCCAAGGAAAUGUCUGAUCUUCUGGCUCGAGCUCCGCAGGUGACUGCCACAAAUGCUCAAGCUGAUGUGAAGAAAUAUGAACUCAGCAAGUGGAAAUAUGCUGAAUUACGGGACACCAUCAAUACAUCCUGUGAUAUCGAGUUGUUAGCUGCGUGUCGUGAGGAGUUUCACCGCAGACUGAAGGUCUAUCACGCAUGGAAGUCAAAGAACAAGAAACGCAACACUCAGGAUGAGCAGAGAGCACCGAAAGCCGUCACAGACUAUGCCCAGCAGAACCUGGUUGUGCCCCGGCAGCAAGAGAUCGUCAUGAACAGACAGCAGCGCUUCUUUCGCAUUCCCUUCAUCCGACCAGGAGAGCAAUAUAACAACAAGAAAGGAUGGUGGUACGCACACUUUGAUGGGCCUUGGAUUGCCAGACAGAUGGAGCUGCACCCGGAGAAACACCCCAUUCUGCUGGUGGCAGGUAAGGAUGAUAUGGAGAUGUGUGAGCUGAGUCUGGAGGAGACCGGUUUGACUCGGAAGCGUGGUGCUGAGAUUCUGCCGCGCCAGUUUGAGGAGAUCUGGGAACGCUGUGGAGGAAUUCAGUACCUUAAAAAUGCCAUAGAGAGCAGGCAGGCCCGACCCACAUACGCCACUGCCAUGCUGCAGAGCAUGCUCAAAUAAACACACGCACACAUAUAACAGCUCUAGGUCCAUAAGGGAAUCUACCAACUCCUACGUAACCAGAACUGACUUUCAAUUACCGUAUUUUUUGGACUAUAAGUCGCACCUGAGUAUAAGUCGCAUCAGUCCAAAAAUACGUCAUGAGGAGGAAAAAAAACAUACAUCGCAUUUAUUUAGAACCAAGAACUAAGAGAAAACUUUACCGUCUACAGCCGCGAGAGGGCGCUCUAUGUUUUUUAGUGUAGUCUACAGGAGCACGAGCAGCAUAGAGUGUAAUGUUUAAUGUUUUCUCUUGGUUCAUUUCUCUUAGUUCAUUUCACUUGGUUCAUGUCAUAUUAAUUUUGAUAAAUAAGUCGCACCUGACUAUAAGUCGCAGGACCAGCCAAACUAUGAAAAAAGUGUGACUUAUAGUCCGGAAAAUACGGUAGUUCUUCUAAGGUUCUUUUCAGUUUUUAGUCUUUUUACAUUAUUUUUGUUUUGUUUAUUUUAAGUGCUUCUUUUUAGUAGCGGUCUCAUUUGUUCUGGAUUUAUUUGAAUAUCUGGUGUGUCGAAUCAUCUCAUUGAUCUUUAAUUGCUGUACUUGACAGUGUAAUUGCCUCUAAACUGCCUCUUACUAUAAUUUACUUUAAAGUAAUAUUUUUGCUGUGAUUUGUGAUGAACAUCAGUAAUCCAUAAAUACUUCACUGGCAAUGUUCCUUGAGAGAAAUUCAACAGUCUUUUCCUAACGUUUAAAUCAGUCUUGCAUUGAAUAAAGACCUCUUUGACUUGCAGAUGUAAAUACUGAUAUUGUUCAGCACUUUACAAUAUUCUGAGUUUUGUUAUUCACUGUGAGUUUAACUGCUUGCAUAAAGUAUUUACAAAAGCUACAAUACAGUAAAUACAAUAACUCUGGUAAUGACAACUAAAUUAUGACUUUGAAUGAAAUAUGUUUAAUAAAAAAAUAAUGAUUUUAAUAAUAA
Carassius gibelio (silver crucian carp) is the source of this 4918-nucleotide messenger RNA. Its product is annotated as unconventional myosin-VI. Gene Ontology annotation, cellular component: ruffle; endocytic vesicle; actin cytoskeleton. The coding region runs from base 144 to 3959 and encodes 1271 amino acids. Lineage: Eukaryota; Metazoa; Chordata; Actinopteri; Cypriniformes; Cyprinidae. The record is from RefSeq and is a predicted model, not a curated record. Gene Ontology annotation, biological process: inner ear morphogenesis; vesicle transport along actin filament; endocytosis. The transcript is spliced from 34 exons. Gene Ontology annotation, molecular function: microfilament motor activity; ATP binding; actin filament binding.